Molecule: messenger RNA, 2705 nt
Organism: Paralichthys olivaceus (Japanese flounder)
Lineage: Eukaryota; Metazoa; Chordata; Actinopteri; Pleuronectiformes; Paralichthyidae
Source: RefSeq, a predicted model, not a curated record
AGUUCUGGACGCCAGGACGACCGAUCACUGGCACACAGCAAACAUGGCCUCCGUCGCUCCCUUCAGCCGCAGGCAGUGGGCGUCCCAGUCACUGAGGGUCACCGCCAAGGAGAUGUCCAUCGUCUCUGCCCGGGGCAAAAACAACGCCAUCGCGGAGCGCUUCUCCAAGUAUCAGAUGGCAGCGGAGGAGGGAAAUGCAGAGAAGAAGAAGACGGCUGCAGCACCUCUGCCCUCGGCGCCGCGCAGCGGGAAUCUAAGUGUUUUAAAGAAACGCUGGGAACAGCAGCAGCACAGAGCCCAAACGCAGGAGGCCACGCCCUGCGGCCCCGCCGACCCUCCGACCCCCGUCAGCCAAUCUGCGGGCCCCAAACCCUCACGCAGGUCACCGUUACAGAGCCGCUCCGACACCUGGAGGAGAUCCACCGAGCCACAGGAGCAGGACACCGAGCCACAGCCCGAGAUCGGUGAGGAGCAGCCGGACCUGACGGACAUGGAGGCGCCGCCGAGCAGAGCGACUGAGGAGCUGGAGGCUGGAGCCGAAGUGCCUGAGUGUGAGAAGCCCAGCGUCCCCCUCACCAGCCUGAAGAGGAUGUUUGAGACGGGAGAGAGCCCGAGAGACCAGUUGUUGCAGGAGUCCAGAGAACAGACGGGCGAUAACAUGGAGCAGCUGCUAGGAGAUGGAAGUCUUGCUGAGUCCACUCCUCUCCGGGACAGGAUGGCUCUUUACCAAGCUGCUGUCUCCAAACAGGACGUCGCUAGCGAUCAGCUGGACACGUUCUGUGGGAAGCAGAAGGAGAACGUCCCUCCGUGCUCUCUGGACCUGGUUCAGAGUCCAGAGUCCGACGCAAACGGCAGAAAAGCUUUGACAGCAGAGAGCAACGGUUCCGGUCCUGGCACCCCGGUGUCGUCCAAUCAGAGAGACUCGUCUCAGCCCAAGACUCCCAGAAGCUUCCGGCCGCCGGUGAGGGAGAGCUGCGUGACGUGUCUGAAGACGGUGUAUCCUCUGGAGAGGCUGGUGGCCAAUCAGCACGUUUACCACAGCUCCUGCUUCCGCUGCUCGCACUGCAACACGAAGCUGAGCUUGGUGAACUACGCCUCCCUGCACAACAACGUGUACUGCAAGCCGCACUUCAGCCAGCUCUUCAAGGCCAAGGGCAACUACGACGAGGGCUUCGGCCACCGGCCCCACAAGGAGCUGUGGGAGAGCAAAGGCGACGCCGGCGAGUCCUCGCCGCCGAAGAUCCAGAGCUCCGCCCCGGCCUCCGACCUGGAGAGCCCCAGUGUGGAGGACUCCCCUCUGGCUAAAGUCAACGUUCUGAUGGCCACGAUGGAGGCUCUGGGUCAGGGGUCGUCAGAGAAGGCCGACAGACCCACCGAGGCCCGCCGACUCAAAAUCUCCUGGCCGCCGCGCACCGAGCCGGAGGAGGGCGGAGCGACCGCAGAGGGCGGGUCUGCUGGUAAACCCAUCAGAGCCAAGUGGCCCCCAGAGGAAGACUCCGCCUCCUCACCCACAGAACAGGCCAGAGAGACGUCCUGUCUGCGCCGCAGCUCCUCCCUGAAGGAGCGCAGCCUCCCCUUCACGCUGGCGACCAGUCCGGACUCCAGGAAGCAGAGUUCACCUCCUCCUGCGGAGGAGCAGCUCAGCCCUGAGCCCUCCGGCAUGGAGCUGCAGCUCGGAGGCGGCCAGUCGCCCGACGGCCAAACGCCCACCGAAGACAACUGCGUCGACAUUCACACCAGCUCAGGGGAGGAGGAGCAGGAGGGGGAGAUGAAGAGCGAAGAGGUGACCGAGCAUCAUGUCGCCCAGGAGGAGGAAGAGGAUGCUCUGGGAGGAGGAGCUGAGCAGCAGCAGGAGGAAGACGAGGGGGAGAAGAUGGAGGAGGAGGAGGAGGAAGAUGUCGGCGUGUUGGAGGAGAUGCCAACAGAGGCCGUCUUGUCUCCUGAGGCCGAGGUGGAGGUCAGCAGGUCGUCCCAGGACGUGGGAUUCUGGGACAGCGAGGAGGUGGAUGAUAAAGAGGAGGAGGAGGAGGCGCUGACAGUGGAGGAGAUGAUCAAAAGAAACCGGUUCUACGAGGAGGAAGAGGAGGAAGAGGACGUGUGAGCCGACAGCCGAGAAGACUUUCAGAACUUUUUCAGACCAUUUCUUCUUCUUCUUCUUCUUCUUCUUCUCCUCGAGUCGCUGCAGCGUCGAGCUCUUUCUUCUGCUUUCGUGCCUCUUCACACAUUCAUAGUUUUUACUGUCGCUCCGGCAUGAUUAGUUUUUUAAGUGAAAUAUUUAAAACUACAUGUUGUGAAUAUUUUUAGAACAGAAAAGGUUGUGACCUGUUGAAUACACAUUUUAAUUGUGCGUACGUUAACUGUUGUAAUAAUUCAGUGUUUUCUUCGGCUGCCUCUCGAUCUGAACACCAGCUACGUGGUCUUAUUACGCCAGGAAGUGGGAAACUCACUCGUCACUUAAGAGCAAAGUUAAGGGUCAAACUCUGAAGCCGCUCAGCCCGAACCCCCCCACCCCCCCCCCUUCCAAAACAUUUCCUGUUUUUAUUAACGACGGGUUUUCAGUGGAAAAUAAAUCCGUCACUUUCUCUUCAGUUGCCAUGAAAAAAAAAAACCUUGUUUUGCAUCGUGUAUCUGAAUCAUGAUCUUUUUAAAAUCAGGGACCAAAUCUCCAGAACUUCUACUGUUUGAAUAAAUUGUUAUUUACUAAA